Auxenochlorella protothecoides is the source of this 411-nucleotide messenger RNA. Its product is annotated as 50S ribosomal protein L22, chloroplastic. The record is from RefSeq and is a predicted model, not a curated record. Gene Ontology annotation, cellular component: large ribosomal subunit; ribosome. Gene Ontology annotation, molecular function: structural constituent of ribosome. The coding region runs from base 1 to 411 and encodes 136 amino acids. The transcript is spliced from 2 exons. Lineage: Eukaryota; Viridiplantae; Chlorophyta; Trebouxiophyceae; Chlorellales; Chlorellaceae. Gene Ontology annotation, biological process: translation; ribosome assembly.
AUGGCGACGCUGGGGUCUGUUAGCCCCGUGGGGGUCCCGGCAGCCUGCAGGCUGCCCCGCCUGGCCACUGCCUUCCGGCCCUUCACCCCGACAGCAGCGAGGGCCAUGCCCCUGGUGCGGCGCGUGCUGGACCAGAUUCGUGGGCGCAGCUACGAGGAGGCCAUCAUGAUCCUGGAGUACAUGCCGUACCGCGCCUGCGAGCCCAUCCUGGCCACCCUCCUGUCCGCCGCCGCCAACGCCAAGCACAACCUGGGCGCCAAGAAGGCGGCGCUGUUCGUGCACGAGGCCUUUGCGGACGGCGGACCGUCCAUGAAGCGAGCAAUGCCGCGAGCGCAGGGCAGGGCCGACCGCAUCCUCAAGCCCACCUUCCACCUGACCAUCCGCCUUCAGACUCGGGCGGGGCGGGCAUGA